Molecule: messenger RNA, 1422 nt
Organism: Scophthalmus maximus (turbot)
Lineage: Eukaryota; Metazoa; Chordata; Actinopteri; Pleuronectiformes; Scophthalmidae
Product: CD9 antigen
Exons: 8
Coding region: 213-893 (226 amino acids)
Cellular component (GO): membrane
Source: RefSeq, a predicted model, not a curated record
UGGGUGUCGAGCCCUGGACGAGCUCACUCUCCUCCCGAGCAGCAGCAGCAGCAGCAGCUGACGGGAACGACCGAGCGCAGCCGAGCGCAGCCGAAGUGACGGAGACGAGUCCGCACGGAUCCGACACGAGAGACAAAACAGACGUGAACCCGGAGGAGAUUUCACACACAUACACAAAUCUCUCUCUCUAUAUUUAAAGAUAUUUAGGCGGGAUGUCGGCUCUGAGCAGCUGGGAGGUGUGCGUCAAAUACGCGCUCUUCAUCUUCAACUUCGUCUUCUGGUUGGCCGGCAGUGGAGUUCUGGCGGUGGGACUGUGGCUGCGGUUCGACUCCAGGACGGCGGGACUGUUCGAAGGAGAAGACUCGCCCACCGUCUUCUUCACGGGUGUGUACAUCCUGAUUGCGGCGGGCGCUCUGAUGAUGGUCGUGGGCUUCCUGGGAUGCUGCGGCGCCAUCAAAGAGUCGCCGUGCAUGCUGGGACUGUUCUUCCUCUUCCUGCUCGUCAUCUUCGCCGUGGAAGUGGCCGCUGGGACCUGGGGCCUGUCCAACAAAGACCGGGUGGUGGAGGACGUCACGGAGUUUUACAAACAGACGUACUCCAACUACAGACAGACCAAACAGGAAGCGCUGAAGGAAACUCUCCGCCUCAUCCACUUCGGACUGAACUGCUGCGGACCGACGGGAACGGUGAUCGACGUCGCCAAGGACACCUGUCCCGAGAAGGAAGGACUCCUCGUCACCACGAGCUGUCCGACCGCCAUCGACGAGGUGUUCAACACCAGGCUGCACAUCGUUGGAGGUGUCGGCAUCGGCAUUGGGAUCGUCAUGAUCUUCGGGAUGAUCUUCAGCAUGAUGCUCUGCUGCGCCAUCAAGAGAUCCAGAGACUUCGUCUGAACCGACCAAACCGCCGCUCCGUCUCUAACUCGCCUGUUGCUUUAGAGUUAAUGAGGGUUUAUUAAUAAUACGAUUAUUAAUAAUCAUAACAGUCCAUGUCUUAGUGGAUCCAUACAGGAUGAUCCACCUGUGACCGUAUGGAUCCUGUGGAACAAAACUUAAUUUCUUAGGAGGGAGAUUGUAUUUGUUUUCUUUUAUCUGCCAUCUAGUAAAAUAAAUUAAAAUCAUAAAAAGAAAGUUGAUCCAUCAACAGGAAAUAGACGUUUGAGACUGUGCUGCCCCCUGGUGGACAUCAAAGAUCCUUUUCGGACGUUUUUCCUCUGGUUCUGUUCAUGUUGGAGGGAGUGAGACGUCUGUCUGCAGCUGAGAUCGGAAUUUUACCGUGUGACUCAUGUUUUAUGUUUUAUGUUUGAAGCUUUGAUUUUUCUCGUUUUAAUAAAAGCCGAACUGUGGAGUUUUAUGACCAUGUUUUGAAGAAUGUAGUUUAAAUAUAUGAUAAGAUGCCAAAUAAAUGAUCUAAUGUGUUAAA